Molecule: messenger RNA, 603 nt
Organism: Geosmithia morbida
Lineage: Eukaryota; Fungi; Ascomycota; Sordariomycetes; Hypocreales; Bionectriaceae
Product: actin related protein 2/3 complex, subunit 5
Exons: 3
Coding region: 1-603 (200 amino acids)
Biological process (GO): Arp2/3 complex-mediated actin nucleation; regulation of actin filament polymerization
Cellular component (GO): Arp2/3 protein complex; cytoplasm; actin cytoskeleton
Molecular function (GO): actin filament binding
Source: RefSeq, a predicted model, not a curated record
AUGUCCAUCAUUCAGCAGCACACCAGCGCCACCCUGAGUGACGCCUGGCGCACCAUCAACAUUGAUGCCCUGACCGAGGAUUCGAGCGUCAACUUCGACACCACCACCUUGCAGCCCGCUCAGCCCGAGGUCACGGAGCCCGAGGUGCGACAGCUGUCCAACCAGGUUCGCCAGCUUCUCCGGGGCGGUGAUGCCGAGGGUGCGUUGAGGGGAGCUCUCGACAUGCCAGUCUACAAUGGUACCGAGGGAGCCAAGGACAUGUACCUUCAGACCAUCAUCGAGGUCCUCCAGUCCAUCAAGGCUAGUGAGAUGACACCCCUCCUGAAGAACAUCUACGCCUCUGACGGAGGUAGCGAGGCUCUCGACGUGCUGAUGAAGUGCAUCUACAAGGGAAUGGGAUCGGGAUCCCCCAAGGCUUCCAGGACCCCCGGCAAGAUGACGCCCGAGUCUACCGGCGGCUUCACCCAGGUGGCCUCGCGACCCGGAGCCAACGAGUCCACUUCGGCGGCCAUGAGCGUGCUGCUCAGCUGGCACGAAAAGGUGGUCGAGGUUGCUGGUCUAGGGUGCAUCGGAAGGACUAUGACGGACUGGCGCAGGGUUUAA